UAGAGUUCGAGUCACUGUACACGUCACCGCACGAGAACACCCGCCAAAAAUCCCUGUAAAAAAAAAAAAAAACACACAAAACACAAAACGUGCGUGAAAAUGUUGCUCUCCAAGAUCUGAAAGCUACGACACAAUCUCUAUCUUCUGUUUUUCAUUCAUUACUAUAUAUAUCAAACAGAUCCUAAUUUUGAAACCUAGGUCUCCAAAUCUUCCAAUUAGGGUUCCUCAAAAUUGAUUUUUCUAAAAUCCCCAAACCCUAGCCUUUUCAAUUAGGGUUUUUUGUUUUGGUUUGGUUCCGAUGGCGAUAAUCGGCGACGCUCUUCGCCAAGCGUUCAUGCCGAAGCACGAGUACCAGAGCCUCAGGGACGAAGAGAAAGCUUGGGGAAAGCUUCAGAGACCUCUUGUGGUGACUCUCAUGGCGCUCGUUUCGGUCACGGUGAUCGUAAGUACGGUUAUCAGCUUGAACAUCGUGUUCCCCGGUAGCAAUGGAAAGAGACCGUUUUGUAGCGACGAGAGGCUUCAGCCUCUGCCUUUUAACGCUAAAGGCCGAGGCUAUAUCGAGCAUUUUCCGGGUGCUUUUUUUCUUACGGAUCAGCAAACUGUGGAUUAUUACUGGAUGGUUGUGUUCCUUCCUUCAAUCUUCAUUUUCUUUGUCUCGCUUGCCUAUCUUGUUGCGGGAAUAACUGUUGCUUAUUCUGCUCCAACAAGACAUGGGUGCUUAAAAGUAGUUGAGAAUAAUUACUGUGCUUCAAAAAGAGGUGGGGUUCGUUGUUUGUCUGUGCUGAAUGUUGUCUUUGCCAUCAUCUUUGGUCUUCUUGCAUUAUUUCUUGGAUCAACCCUCCUCACUUUAGGGAACAGCUGUGGUGAGCCCCUGUUUUGGUGCUAUGAGAUCUCAUCAUGGGGACUGGUUAUUCUUUAUGGGGGAACUGCAUUUUUCCUAAAAAGGAAAGCAGCAGUUUCUCUUGAUGAGAGAGACUCUGGUGGUCGAAACCUUGGGUUGGAAAUGUUGGAAGCACAUCCCUUGGACGUCACACCAGAGGUGGAAAGGCAUGUUAAUGAAGGGUUUAAGGCAUGGAUGGGGUCAUCCCUCCUAUCUUCUGAUGAAGAAGAUGAAUCUGAGAGUUAUCAGGAAGUGCCUCAUAUUAUUCAUACUAAUUCUAACAGGCAAAGAACGUGAUCUUUAAACUAGGUGUUCAGAGCUAGACAUCUUCCUUGCAAGCAUCUUAUGACUGAAGCAUUGGGAGAGGAGUUCAGUUUUGUUUAUUGAAUGCAUGAGCUUUGUGAUGGUCUCACUGAUGUCAUUAUAACACGAGUUAAUGCUAAAUUGGCUUGGGAUGAUGUACACUGUAUAAGGUGUUGGUUCUGUCAUCUUAUUCUUAGGUAAUCUUUAUAGCUUGUGAAUAAUUAACUACUUGGAACGGGAAGAAGAGGAAAAAAGGGGGUUGGGGGGUUGGGGGAUGAGACGGGAAGCCUGAGUCACAGAAAUGGAAGCAUUUUUUAUACUCUUGCUGGGUUUUGUAUCUAGUUUUGGGAAUUCUUUGAUGACUGAUAAUUACUAAUGGAUGUGAGAAAUUUCUGCUUCUGACUAAACAUGGUCAGAUGGUGCACCUGUUGGUGCAGAUCCCUUGUUUGAGCACGGGGCUGUGCAUAUUUUAAUUUGGCUGUCAAUAUGCGCUACCAGUUUACCAUAA
This is a messenger RNA of Quercus lobata, 1691 nucleotides long. RefSeq lists its product as uncharacterized. The record is from RefSeq and is a predicted model, not a curated record. Bases 299 to 1177 code for a protein of 292 amino acids. Lineage: Eukaryota; Viridiplantae; Streptophyta; Magnoliopsida; Fagales; Fagaceae. The transcript has 3 exons.